Messenger RNA from Anolis sagrei ordinatus, 1468 nucleotides. The record is from RefSeq and is a predicted model, not a curated record. Lineage: Eukaryota; Metazoa; Chordata; Lepidosauria; Squamata; Anolidae.
AUGGAACGCCUCCCUCAAAGAGCUGGGCCUGGGUGCCUUUGGGUCUUCCACACAAACACAAACGAGCAAACUCAGGAGAACUUAGGGGGCAGCAAGAGGAGGGCUAGACCCGGAAGUGAGUGCGUCAGAGGAAGUGAGUGGCUUUCGGAGCAGCGGACCAUUUCCGGAAGUGGGCGAGAGCGUGGUGCGCAUGCGCCACUUCGCCCGGCCUUCGAGGGGGCGUGGCUUCAGGAGCAGCGGCCAUUUCCGGAAGUGGGCGUGAGCGCGGUGCGCAUGCGCCACUUCGCCCGGCCUCCGAGGGGGCGUAGCUUCAGGAGCAGCGGCCAUUUCCGGAAGAGCAGCGGACAUUUCCAGAGGUGGCGGGAGCGUGGUGCGCAUGCGCCUCUUCGCCCGGCCUUCGAGGGGGCGUGGCUUCAGGAGCAGCGGACAUUUCCAGAGGUGGCGGGAGCGUGGUGCGCAUGCGCCACUUCGCCCGGCCUUCGAGGGGGCGGAGCUUCAGGAGCAGCGGCCAUUUCCGGAAGUGGGCGUGAGCGCGGUGCGCAUGCGCCACUUCUCCCGGCCGCCCCGAUGAGCUCGACAGGCGGAGCGGGAAGCGGGGAGGGCGAGGCCGGGCCCGGGGCUCCCUCCGCCGCCGCGCCUCCCCCCUCCGGCGCCGCCUCGGCAGCCCCUCCCUCCGCGGAGGCCCCCUCCAAGGCCGGCAGCAGCCCCGGCGCGGGGACAGGCCUUGCGGCCUCCACUUCCGCUUCCGCUUCCUCCUCAGCGCCUCCUCCCCCUCCUCUUCCCCCCACCGCGGCCGCCUCCCUCCCCACGGCCGUCCUGCUCCUGCCCCCGGCUCCUGUCCCUGCGGAAGGCCCUCCUUCCUCCUCCUCCUCGAGCUCUUCCUCGUCCAGCUCCUCCUCCAGUUCCUCGUCGUCUUCCUCGUCGGCGCCCAACGGGGCUCUCUUCGCGCUGCCGGCCAACGGGGAGGCCAAGCCCGGCGGCGCAUGCGCAUUCGCCUCCUCCGCCGCCGCCGCCGCCUCCCCCGCCUCGGCCUCCUCCGCCCCGCCUCCCCCCGCCAACGCCAGCGCCGCUUCCGCUUCCGCCGCCUCCCCCUCCGCCGCUGCCCCCUCCGCCGCCCCCCUCGUCGACUUCCUGCUCCAGCUCGAGGACUACACGCCCACCAUCCCGGAUGCCGUCACGGGAUACUACCUGAACCGGGCUGGCUUCGAGGCCUCCGACCCUCGCAUCAUCCGCCUGAUCUCCUUGGCCGCGCAGAAGUUCAUCUCGGACGUGGCCAACGACGCCCUGCAGCACUGCAAGAUGAAGGGCACGGCCUCCGGAAGCUCCCGCAGCAAGGGCAAGGACAAGAAGCACACGCUGACCAUGGAGGACCUGGGGCCUGCGCUGGCCGAGUACGGCAUCAACGUCAAGAAGCCCCACUACUUCACUUAGGGGGCCGGGCCCCACUCUUCCUCCUCCUCCUCCUCCU